CUAAUUCCCCUUCGGGUCACCCGGGACCUGGAGCUGGAAAUUUCACGGAUCAGGGUUCCCUGAGACCCUUGGAGAAGGGGAGAAUCGCCUCAGCGACGGCGGUGGCGUCCCAAGAUGGCGUCGUGGCUGCCGGAGACUCUGUUUGAAACUGUAGGACAAGGCCCGCCGCCGAGCAAAGACUAUUACCAGUUACUGGUCACCCGGACUCAGGUCAUCUUUAGAUGGUGGAAGAUCUCUCUAAGGAGUGAGUAUCGAUCAACAAAACCUGGAGAAGCAAAAGAAAUCCAUGAAGACUUCCUAGAGAAUUUACAUCUUCAGGGUCAAACUGCCUUAAUAUUUGGUACAAGAAUAUUAAACUAUGUCAUCAAUUUGUGCGAAGGUAAAUUUGACUUCCUUGAACGGCUCUCAGACAAUUUGCUCCUGAAUAUCAUUUCUUAUCUGGAUCUUGAAGACAUUGCCAGGCUUUCCCAAACAUCACACAGAUUUGCGAAGCUGUGCAUGUCUGAUAAACUGUGGGAACAGAUAGUCCAGUCGACCUGCCACACCAUCACUGCUGACGUGAGGGCCCUAGCGGAGGACACGGGCUGGAGGCAGCUGUUCUUCACCAACAAGCUCCAGCUCCAGCGGCAGCUCCGCAAGAGGAAACAAAAAUGUGGAAACCUGAGAGAAAAGCAACCUUAGGCACAUGUUUUCCUACCAGCAGGGAGCUGAGGCACGGCUGUGUUUCUCUUCAGUGUCCAAAUCUCUUCCGUCUCCUUUUCUUAAGAACUAAGAGGUUUUGUUGAUGCAUGGAGCCAUUUGAAACUCAUAGAGGAUUUGCACACAAAUGCAGCAGAAUCUGGCUCCCCAGUGCCUUGCUAGAGUCACCAUAAUUCUGAGGUCAAAUCAUGGCCCCAGGACAAGGGCUGCAAGACAGAGAGUCCCAUAGGCCAUCAUCCUGCUUAUCCCACACCCAUUAGAAAAGACGCUUCUAUUGUAUAUAAACAAACAAUAAAUGAUUAUUAGUAGGUUUUUAUUAGACAUGUGUUUUAUCUAGGCAUUGGAAAGGGUAAUGGUGCUUUUGAAUUUUUUCCUGGCGUUGUGUCAUGUGAGUCCAGCCAUGAAGCUGGUGGCUGAGUGUCCCCACCAGGAACCGUGAAGGGUAGGUACCACAGGAGGCACUCGGGGUGGGUGCAGCUGCCUUCCCAACUUUGCUCUGCUAAGUCCAUAUUCAGGGCCCUGUCCUUGGGGGCCCAGGAUGCCAGGCUCCAUCCCCACAUGUAGAUAGCUUCCGACCUGGCGCUGGAGCAUGAUUGGAGAAGUGCAGGCAUCCUGUUUGCGGACCUUGCUCAAAGUACAACUUCCCAGGACUACUUCACAUUGUUAAAUAAACCUAGAAACUUUUUUUUUUUUUUUUGUAUUUUCUUUUUAGUAGAGGUGGAGUUUCGCCAUGUAGGCCAGGCUGGUCUUGAACUCCUGACCUCAAGUGAUCCACCCGCUCCGGCUUCCAAAGUGUUGGGAUUACAGGCGUGAGUCACUACGUCUGGCCAAAACCUAUAAACAUUUCUUAGAAAAAUGCCGUUUCCCCAAAGGAAUGAGAACAGCUACCAUUUUCAACAAGGGUAUUUAGGAAAACAGGCUAUGAGUUAACUUAGUAAAAAUGUAAAUACGGUUUGCAUGCUGUUAACAUGGCAGAGGGGUAAAAAGAAUACAGUCCUAGGGGAGAAAGGUCACUUCACUGGGAAGGGUUACUUAACAAUGUUUUUCUCUCUGCACUUUUAUGAUUAUUAAGUACCCCUAGAAAAUGAACUCCUAGCUGCAAAUAAUCUAAUGACUCCUUUUAGGUUACAGAGCGAAGUAGCUUUCUACGUCCACAUGACCUUAUAAUAUAGCCUUAUAAAUUCUUCUUUCCUGCAACCUCCAUUUUCCUACCUAGGAAAACUCACAUACCUCUGGUGCCAGAGAAACUGCCCAGGAUGAUGCACCAGGGCCCCGUGGACAAUACAGAAGUUGUGGACUCUGGCUCUUUGUCCCACCUAAGUCCUUCCAGAAGGGCUCUACAGCAUGGCUUAGUGACAUUAAAAAAAAACUAAACCCAUGGAAUACCAAACAAGAUUUUAAUCUUCAUUCACACACCCUUAGAACCCAGUCAUUGGGCUCCCCGGUGCCAGUUUGAGACCCUCAACCUAGCCCUCCCUGCUCUCGUUGCUGGAAGUACACAGUCAGAAGUUUUCCGUGACUGUGAGAUUCAGUGCAAUCUGCUUCCCGGCACAUGAGGACCCUGACAUAGUUAUGUCUGGAUUUAGUCCAAGAACAGAGCAAAGCUUUACUUGUCAAGAGACCCAGGCCUCAUUCUCCACUCAGAAGAGUCUGCUAGGGCGGGUACAGGUGACCAGCAGGCAGCUCAGAGCAGGAGGGCACGUGCUCUGCACAGCUCUGGCUGCCUUGGCUCUCCCUGAGCUCGCAGACUUCACUCAUGGCCUAUUUUCAGUGACAGAACAUAGGUUUUAUUGUGAGGAUGCAGACACGACCACAAUUAUGUAUGUCAACAUAACUUCAUAAAUAUGUAACUGUAACUUAUUUGUAACAUCAGUGCAAAAUGAUUAAAGUUUCACGUGUAGUGUUUUAUCAACAGAUUCUGAAAGCUUAUGGACAUGCGUAAUAGUCGAUUCAACAUGAAUCAAUAAGAACACAAAUAUGGCAGUUUGAAAACACUAUAUACCUACACACAUAUAUAUUAUACUUACAAUAUACACUUAUAUAUAGUAUAUAAUAAUAUUACAUAUAAAAUGUUAUAAAAAUAGAUGCUAAUGUAAAUAAAAAUAAGAGCUAUUAAUAUGUUGGACUAUUCUUAAAUAAUAGCUAAAAUAAUACAGACUAUUCAAUUAUUUCAAUACUUA
Messenger RNA from Piliocolobus tephrosceles (Ugandan red Colobus), 2879 nucleotides. RefSeq names its product F-box protein 36 (gene FBXO36). Gene Ontology annotation, cellular component: SCF ubiquitin ligase complex. Gene Ontology annotation, biological process: SCF-dependent proteasomal ubiquitin-dependent protein catabolic process. The record is from RefSeq and is a predicted model, not a curated record. Gene Ontology annotation, molecular function: protein binding. Bases 115 to 681 code for a protein of 188 amino acids. Lineage: Eukaryota; Metazoa; Chordata; Mammalia; Primates; Cercopithecidae. The transcript is spliced from 5 exons.